AUGGCCCGAAAGCUACUCGUAACCGACGACGCCCCGAUCAUUCGUGAAAUGGUCAAAGACGCACUCAGCAGCGCAGGCUGGGAGAUUGUGGGCGAGGCCAGCAACGGUCAGGAAGCGAUCGAUCAGUUUCGUACGCUCCGUCCGAAUGCCGUGACUCUGGAUAUGGUUAUGCCCGAAUUCGAUGGGAUGCAUGCCUUGAAGGGUAUUCGGGAGCUGGACCCAAACGCUACGGUAGUGAUGGUCAGCGCAGUCGAGCAAACCGCCGUGCUCAAAGAGGCGAUUCAAGCCGGGGCAUCCGACUUCAUCGUAAAGCCGUUCGAAAAGAGCAUUCUGGUGGAAACCCUGAACAAACUCGUGCCAGAUCAGCCCACGCUCACGGAGUCAGACACGAUGUCAGCUCAGACGUUGCAGCGCACAUGGAACUACGCGUCACUCGCCCGCGACGCAUACCGUCUUAAAAAGUCCCGCGACGAGCGCACCGCACAAGCGGCUCGAAAUCAUCUAGUCCAGCGGAUGGGACGCAUGCGGGGGCUGCCUCAAAAGCUUGGCCAAAUGCUGAGCUUCUCGAACGAGCCUUCGACCAGCGAAUGUGCCAGCAGUUCAUUCGAGACGCUGCAAGAAGCGGCCGAUCCCCUGCCACUCGAAACGAUUCUCGUACAGCUACAAUCGGCUUGGGGUUGCCCCUCUGAGCAGGUGCUUGCCGAGAUCGAGCCACAAGGCCAUGCGGCAUCGCUUGGGCAGGUGCAUCGAGCCCGACUGCACGAUGGCAGCGAAGUGGCCAUCAAAGUUCAAUAUCCGGGUAUUCGCGAUGCGGUUAUUCAUGACCUCAAGAUGCUUGGCUGGCUGAGCAUUCCCGUCGGCAACCUCAAGCGUGGUUUUGAUCUCUCCGCCUAUCAAUCGACCGUACUCGAUGACCUUCAGUGCGAACUCGACUAUCGCCAAGAAGCCCACCUGCAAGCAGCAUUUGCCGACUGGAGUUCCGCUUCGAAUUGGCUCGAUGUUCCCAGUCCCAUCGAGCAAUGGUCUACGCCGACUGUGUUGAUGAGCUCGUGGGAGGAAGGUGAACACUGGGAAGAUGUCAAACGGAAUUGGACCGCGGCUGAAAGGCGGCAGCUCGCACGGGCCUUUGUCCAGUUCUUCUGCGAAGGAUUGUUUGGCCGAGGGCUAGUGCACGCCGAUUGGCAUCCAGGCAAUCUUCGCUUCCGUCGCCAGGGUGAUAAGGUCUCGCUGUUGGUCUACGACUUUGGCUGUGUCUUUCAGCCGACACAGCAGCAUCGCCUCUCCCUGCUCCGACUCAUUCGUGCCACCGGCACGCGCUGCGAGCCUCCCCUGCCCUUGUUGAUGGCUUUAGGGUUCAACGAGGAAUAUCUCGCACCGAUGCAGGACAAACUUCCCGCCUUGUGCAAGGUGCUGUUCGAGCCCUUUACUGCUGAAGCACCCUUCGAUGUCUCGCGGUGGCGUCUUGGCGAACGGGUGGGGGAUAUCCUCGGCGACGACCGAUGGAACUUCCGCAUGGCUGGCCCGCCGCAACUCAUUUUCUUGCUGCGAGCCAUGCACGGGCUGAAGUAUUACCUGCAGGGACUCGGAGAAUCCGUGCCCUGGACGCGGCACAUUCAACCUCACCUGAAGGAAAUGGCAGAGGAAUUGGACGCCCUCGAAUUGCCGCAGCCUCGAACCACUGGCAAAGGCUUCGAAUCCCUCGCCAAGCAUCUGAAAAUUCGUGUUCAGGAAGGUGGCGCGACCAAAGUGCAGCUCACCUGCCUGGCUUCGGCGAUCGAUGAUCUGGAAGAACUGUUGCCAGUGGAUGUGAAACGACGAAUCCUCGAACGGCGUAUCGAUCUUUCGGCGAUCGUCAGCGACGUCCGUCGUCGUGGCUACGCACCGGGCGAAGUGUUUCGGCUCAACGACGGUGACAAAACAAUCGAAACCUGGCUUGAGUAG
This is a messenger RNA of Cladocopium goreaui, 1941 nucleotides long. NCBI's taxonomy places the organism in Eukaryota, Dinophyceae, Suessiales, Symbiodiniaceae. The record is from the annotation of a GenBank genome assembly.